AUGGAGCGAGUAAAACGAUCGCAAUCGUCGGAUAAAGUAUAUCAUGACCAUUUGAAAAGAACAAAAUGCGAUGGUAUAGCUUUUGUUAUGAAUACGAAAUUUUGUUACCGUUCGUCUUUAGGUAAAUCCAGUGUAUUCGAACAAUUAUCUAACGAAAUUCUUUAUGAAAUAUUUGAAUAUCUCGAUCACUAUCAUGCAUUUCAAUGUUUCUAUGAUCUUAACCAGCGAUUUCGAAAUCUCUUCUAUUCGAAACUACCGAUUAAUACUCAUCUGCGGUCGAUAUCCAAAGCAGAAUUUCACUAUUAUCUGACGCAUACGAUUAUUCCCGACGCCGAUCGAAUUCAGUCUCUACAGAUUUCUCAUCCAUUCGUAGUUGAAUUGUUUUUAUCGUUAUCUUGUGUUAUGACGAAGUUCACUCGAUUGUCAAAAGUUGAUAUACAUAUGAUCUCGGUAGAUUCUAUUGAACAAAUAAUCGAUUGUUUAUCUUCCAUGUCUUUCCUUUCGUCAUUAACGCUUUCAUCGAUAGCCAAAGUGAAAAAUGUAAAUGAAAUUUGCUUUCGAAUAUUUCGCCUGUCUUCGUUAAAAUAUUGUUCCUUGUCGCUUCCAACACUUCGGAAAUCGGUAUCCGGAAGUAUUACCGAAGAUCCAACGAGUCCUAUCGAAUGUCUGAUCAUCAAAAGUGCUGUAUAUAUCGAACAAGUUUCUUAUUUUCUAUCAUUUCUUCCGAAACUACGUCGUUUAUCGAUCGAUCAUUUAACAGCCAUGCCUUCUCCUUUGGUCAUUUUGGAGAAUUCGCCGCCUCCUAUUUGCAGCAUUUACGAGUCUUACGAUGCUUAUAAUUGGGAACAGACGAUUCGAAACUCAAUGCCAUAUUUAGAAACCUUUGACCUUGAGUAUGUACAUCAUAUGCCUGUGAGCGAACGCGAGCAAGAUGAGUACCACGAAUCAAUAAGCAAAUUUUACGGAUCGUUUUGGAGGGAACAUGGAUGGUUUUUUGAACGUCAAGAUUAUCCACAGUUUGAGAUAGGCGUUUUUUAUUCAAGAAGUCUACACAAAAAGAGAUAUGAUUUAUUGUUCCACGAAUCGUUGAGAACCAGUUGGCCAUUGUCUUCGAAAAAUCCUAUGCAUCAUGUUUACUUUCGUAGUAUAGAGAUUAUGAAAGAAUCGACGAGCUAUUUUCCCAAUGCCACGCAUUUAACUUUAACAGAAUAUUUAAAUGUGAAUGAUCUUCAUGAGUUCCUUCCACUGCAACGGCUGAUCGAACUAACACUUACACCUUUGAAAUUUCCUUUCGAACAGUUGCUGAAAUUAUUACAAUUUGCACCAAAUCUGCAUAAAAUUACAUUAUCUUGUACUAUAUUUGAUCAAGUGGAAGAUAAUUUAAUUCAAUCCAAUGAAUUGUUCCAGAACGUAUCCAAAACAAACAUGAUUACAACAGUAAUUGUCCAUCGAACGAUAGUAAGAUGUAAACUUCCAGUGAUAACUACUCUUUUUUCUCGAACGAGGUAUCUCUCGUUGCAUUUACAUAAAGAAAUUCUUCGUCCAAUCAUCUUACACCUCUUACCGGCUUCGAAUAGCCGUAUUCCAUACUUAUCAACGUUGUGUCUGUCAUCUCAACAGAACAAUCUGAUGAAAUCAUUACAAACGAUCAUGAAAUCAACCAAUAUUCUUCCGGAGUAUGAAAUGAAAACGAUCGGUCGAAAUUUAGACCUGUAG
This is a messenger RNA of Adineta ricciae, 1716 nucleotides long. The record is from the annotation of a GenBank genome assembly. NCBI's taxonomy places the organism in Eukaryota, Metazoa, Rotifera, Eurotatoria, Adinetida, Adinetidae.